Messenger RNA from Silurus meridionalis, 2387 nucleotides. It is a transcript of the gene hs3st2, whose product is annotated as heparan sulfate (glucosamine) 3-O-sulfotransferase 2. Gene Ontology annotation, molecular function: [heparan sulfate]-glucosamine 3-sulfotransferase activity. Lineage: Eukaryota; Metazoa; Chordata; Actinopteri; Siluriformes; Siluridae. The record is from RefSeq and is a predicted model, not a curated record. The transcript is spliced from 2 exons. The coding region runs from base 762 to 1931 and encodes 389 amino acids.
ACAAACCUUACUGAAGGUGGAGAUUGAAAAUUCAAUAAAGGCGCCUUCUUCAGUAAGGCACCUCAGUGUCUGAUGAAGUGAAUGUAGUUUGGUGUAAGAUCUCAGGACACGUGCACGGUGUUCAUCUUCAAAAAAAAAAAAAAAAAAACUGACAAACGCGCGAGGAAUCCGCGAACACGACGUGACGUCAGGCGUCGUCUUUAAGCGCGUGCCAGGCGGCGGGCGCGUGUCGGAGCCGCUACGAACAACUUUGGAGGAGACCGGGGAAGCCAGAGGAAGCGCCACCGCUUUGGGACGAGAUGUCCUGGGAAACUUUGAAGGAGAAUUAUGGUUUUAAAUUCGGGAUGUUUAGCGGUCCUCGGCGCGGGUCGUGUGGAUUAUUAUGCGCAGCGGGACGGCGCGUGCGGUCGUGCACGGGGAGUAUCGCACACGACUGCAGUUCGCGUUUAAAAGUGCACGAGCAGAACCGGGUUCUCCUGCGUGCACACUUAAAGUAGACCUCUUCCCGUAGCGCAGCGUGUGUGUGAGCGUGUGUGAGAGCGUGUGUGUGUGUGUGUGUGUGUGUGUGCGCGCAAGACUCCCUGAGUUUGAAGCGCUUCACUUUGGAGAGGUUUUGAUUUUAACCUGGCUUGCAGAAUGAGAUUUAAGUUAAGGUGCCUCUGUCGCGCGCUCGGGGUUUCCUCUGUGGAGAAAACGUGGCGCGCGAGGAUCAAGGAGCAACUCGAGAGCUGAAAGCAUGCUGCGCUUUAACCUAUGGAGAAAUGGCCUUUAGGGUUGUGUCCAGCCGCGCGGCGCCGUCCUCCAGCUCCAAGUUCAGCAGCAGGUUCAUGUUCAUCUUCACGCUCUCGCUGUCCUUCACGUACGUGUGCUACAGCGUGCUGUUCUGCUCGGCUCCGGUCAUGCCAGGCAGCCGUUUCGAGGAGCGCCGGUGCGCGCGCGGACACGGCAGCGCCGGCGCCACAAAGCUGCUGCAGAGGUCGGCCGCGUGCGCGGAGGCGAACUCGAGCCGGGGUGAACACGGAGCCACGGCGGCUUCGCUGCAUCCAGCCGUGAACCGGAGCGAGGAGCCCAGCGCGCGGGGGUCACGGGCGCGCGGCGCCGAGUCGGCGCGCUCCAAACCGGCCAACGCGUCCGCCGCGAGCGCGCAGCGCUACGGAAACAAGAAGCUGCCCAACGCGCUGAUCGUGGGCGUGAAGAAGGGCGGCACGCGCGCCGUGCUGGAGUUCAUCCGCAUCCACCCGGAUGUGCGCGCGCUCGGCACCGAGCCGCACUUCUUCGACCGGAACUAUGACAGAGGCAUGGACUGGUACAGAGGCUUAAUGCCACGAACGCUGGACAGCCAAAUCACUAUGGAGAAAACCCCCAGCUACUUUGUAACACGUGAGGCUCCACGCCGCAUCGCCAGUAUGUCCCAAGACACCAAACUCAUAGUGGUGGUUCGAAAUCCAGUGACACGAGCCAUCUCCGACUACACACAGACGCUGUCCAAAAAGCCAGAUAUCCCCAGCUUCGAGGAGCUCGCUUUCAAGAACAAGAGUGAGGGUUUGGUGGACACUACAUGGAACGCCAUCCGCAUAGGCAUGUAUAUCCUGCAUCUAGAAAAUUGGCUGCAGUACUUCCGUCUCUCACAGAUCCACUUUGUGAGCGGCGAGCGGCUAAUCACAGACCCGGCCGGUGAGCUGGGGCGUGUACAGGAUUUUCUGGGACUUAAGCGCAUCAUCACAGACAAGCACUUUUAUUUCAACCGAACCAAAGGCUUCCCCUGUUUGAAGAAGCCUGAAAGCAGCAGCACUCCUCGGUGCCUCGGCAAGUCCAAGGGCAGGACACACGUGCAAAUCGACCAGGAGGUCAUUGAGCAGCUGCAUGACUUUUAUAGGCCUUUCAAUGUGAAGUUUUAUGAAAUGGUAGGACAUGACUUUAGAUGGGACUGAAGUGGUACGCUUUCUUAAAUGACGAACGAGUCAUUUGAUCAAAUCUGUCAGUUUGGGCGGUUGACAGAAGGAGUGAAUGAAAACAGAAAACCUCAAAGGACACCUUAAACAAACGAAGACCAAAUGCUCUUAAGAUAUUAAACUAGCUUAUAAAGCUUAAUGAAUGAUUCUACACAGGCAUAGCUAUUCCGACUGUAGCUCAGGACACUGUGCCAUUCACUUGAAAAUCCUUUACUACGUUUAGGAUUGACGCUCGCUCAUUAAAUCCAGAGAAUAUCUGAGAAGCUGUCAUAUGGUUUCAAAGUACUUGUCAUGCACAGCACUGUGUCUGUUCACUGUCCUCCUGUUACUAUUUAAAAUACAAACAGCCUUGUCAUCUUGUUAUAAAAAAGUGAAACCCGUACAGCAUACAACUGUGUCAUUAAAAUGUAAAAUACAAAAAAAAAAUUAAACACA